Molecule: messenger RNA, 4174 nt
Organism: Ectocarpus sp. CCAP 1310/34
Lineage: Eukaryota; Phaeophyceae; Ectocarpales; Ectocarpaceae
Source: the annotation of a GenBank genome assembly
CGGCAUAUGAGAGAUGAAGACCAACUCAGCGUUGGGUUCGUGCGAAGUUUGAGUGAGGAGGGGUGGGCAGCAAGCGCUGCGGGUGGAUAUGGGAGAUAUGUGAUUUUCUGGUCUCUCGGGGGCGAAAAGGCCAACGGAACGGAGUCAACAACGCCAACAAGGCACGUACUACGUCAGUCUCACAUCACGUACCCGGUGCUUGACGCUCGCCAGCUUACUCCCGCAUAGUUUGUCCCUAUUGUUGUGUCGGAACUCGCGCGAACUGAGCUGCGAGCUGCGAGUGGGGCAACUUGCUUCUUGGCGCGAUGGGGGGCCGCUGGUUUGGAAGAGCCCACGCCCGCCAGGGAUGCCAGUCGUACCUUCCAGCCGUGCGAGAACGAGGGAACGAUGCACCAGUCGAUGCCCAAGGAUCGCACGGAGAUGACGUGCCCGACAGCACGUCCGAGGUCGGGGCAGUGGACGAUUUCGGUGGUGCGGGUGACGACUCACGCAGCGCUGAUGGAAAAAAAGAUGAGGACACAGGCACCGGCGGUGGACUCCGCGGCCUAUUGGAGAGGAUCGAAGAGAAUCUCGGGGUGAGCAGGGAAGGCACGGGUACGGACGACGAGGGUACCGUCGACGACGGGGGAGACAUGGAAAGCGGGGGCGAGGAGGGUGACAUCGGGUUAGACGAUGAACGAUACGACGAUUUCCAGGGUAAUGUGGACAACAGAGGGACCGAUGGGGCACCUGAGGUAUUCGAGCCUCCCGGGCAUAAUGGUGGCGCGUCAUCUGCCCCCAGGUUAAAUAAGCUUCACACAAUGACGCCGUCUUAUGCAUCGAGUAAGACGGUGGAGGGCGGCGCCGAGAAAUUGAGAGAGAACACAAAAGCCCAAGGUUCUGAUUUCUACCCCUUUCGUACGAAGGAGCAACAACUAAUUUUCGUCUGGCAGCAUGUACAUCGGAUCUCGCAAAGGGCAUUGAGAGGACUUCUAGAAGUACUCUUGAUGCAGUACGAGGGCGAACCGUUUGACGUACGUGGGCUCGCAGACGUCGACCCCGAGCACUUCUAUGAUCGCAUGCGGCCGUACUUGCCCCUGCUAGAGCUGCUGGAGCGAGACGUUCCGUCGACAGACGACGGAACGACGUCGUCUGUCGUGUACGACCUCCCGGUCAAUCUGCUGCUCGACCGUGUCAUGCAGAUUCCGUCUGAGACUGCGCUGUCGAACGCAUACCCGGGAGGGCAGCUAUUGCGCGGAGAAGAGGCAACCGCAAAUUCGCUGACGAGCGACCACGUCAACUGCGUGCCUACACGGCGAGAGGGAAACGUCAUGAACUCAAACCACAACGGCACCCUCGCGAGGUCAAUCCCAUUCUUCGGCUUUGACGGCAUACGAGCAAGAGUGUGCGGGAGGAAGGUAUACGUCAACGACACUUGUGUUUGCGAGGUCGAGGGAGUGGCUACCCUAUGUCGUAUUUUGGAGAUCUUCUACGAUGGAGAACGUCGGUUGGUGCUAGUAACCGUGCGGCUGUUCAGGGGGGUGAGCGAGGUACGGGGCGUGGGGAAUGAGGAGAGACGUGGCGGACUGUUACGGGUGUGGAAGGAUUGCACCUGCAAACUGGAGUUGAAGGCCAACGACGUUCUGGGGCUGGUUGAGAUGGAGACGCCGCACGAGAUGGCGGCAGCUGGCCACCCGUACCCAUGGGACCGCUUUUUUGGGGAAGGUUUUUUAAGACAGACCGGUACAAAGCAAGCACUGCAGAGUAACGCCAGGCCUAAGCCGUUCGCGGUGACGGAGUCCCCGUGGUGCGCCGAGGGGCCCGCAAACAGUCCGCUUUGGGGGCUGCGACGUGAGGGCGUACAUCUCAACAACAUGAAUCUGCCAUACUACUCCGCGCCGACGGUGUUUCACUGCGAUGCAUUCAACGCCUUUGGAAUGGGUUGCAAGCAUUCCAUAGGAGGGUCCUACUUUGGAUGGGCUUGGCGAACGCCAGCGGUUCAGCGGUUGAAACAUCAAACGCACGUCGGCACUCUCGCGAGCCCGGGAGCUUGCAGCCAGGGAGAGACCGGCCUGCAGUGCGAAAUACUCGGACUGCUAGGAAAUGGAUGCCUGGGGCGGUGCAAGCUGACAGACGACGAAGGGGCGGCGUUUGAGCAAGAGGUUUUCGUGCGUGGCGGUCUGCUGCUGAUGUGUGGGGAUGGACAAGGGCGCUCGAAAUUUCUCGGCACGAAGGGUUCCAAGAGCUGGUCCAAACAUCCGUGCGCGUACUGCAUGGUGAGUCAACGCGACGAUGAUACCGGCGGCGAUCUGGGGAACCCAAGGUUCGACAUCGACAAGCACCGCCGCACAUGGGGCCAGAUAACGGAUGGCUUGUCCGAGUUGGAUGCCCUCGCGGAUGUCCCUCGCGAGCAGGAUCGACGCUCAAGAGACCUGGGACUGGUUCCGCCGGAUGCGUCAGGGCUCCCCCUCCCUUUAUACACCGCCAUGCGCAUUGUCCCGACGGAGAACGUACCCGGUCGAGCGACUGCACUUCGAUGCGCUGGGGCAAAGUCAGCUUUGCCAGGUGUUUUCUUUGAGAUGCUCUCCACUACAGGUCGCCGGCUUGUCUCAGCCAUCAUGGCCCAGAAGCCGUCUUUACUCUACCCACCCGGAACACGGAAGCUGAAGGAUGUCGUGUUCUUCUUGGAGAUGCUCUCCACUACAGGUCGCCGGCUUGUCUCAGCCAUCAUGGCCCAGAAGCCGUCUUUACUCUACCCACCCGGAACACGGAAGCUGAAGGAUGUCGUGAUCAACUACGCUUCUCUGGAUGGCAGCGACAAGAGAAACAUGAAGACACGGGAGAUCAAGGACCUCGUCACGGAGUGGGGAACGUACGACAAGGUCUUGGAGGCGCUGCGGGAGCUUAUGAAACGGGCGUCUCUCCUGUCGUUCGCCCUCCGCGCGCCAUCUUUCACCGACCCGGAGCUACGGCAACUCGACAAACUCGCGCGAAUAUGUCCGGACGCCAGCACGGGUGAACACACCCACCAGGUGAACAAGUCUGGAAGGGGUGUGGACUGCGGUAGGAGCCCUUCACUGCACAUGGCUAAGCGGGCGAACGUCAACAGCGCAUUCUUGGCGUUAUCGAACGGGGUGCCGUACAGAGUCACCAAGUACAACCGACAGACAAAAAUUCACGAGAUCGUCACCGUUCGACCUGGUGAUGGCUGUGUGCGGCUCAUGCAGUCGCUGGCGAGCUUCCUCGGCCAUCACCGCGUGCCCACAGACAUUCACGCCGAGGCGGUUCAGACGCCAGCACAGCUUAGCGGACAGUACCCGGGAUCUGCGGUUUGGACCGCUUCUCUGUUCAACAACGGGGACGAGCAGCAGCUAGAUGGCGACUGGCGUCCUCGCCUGGUGUCCAGCAAGUUCCGCCCAGACGAACAGACCUUACUGCGCGCAUACCAGACGUACUACGGAUGCGGCAUGGCGGGUCCGUGCUCAAGCAGCCGCUGCCCGAAUUGCUGGGACGGAGACACCCUUCAACAAGCUUCCAUCGACUGCUCCCGGUACAUCCGGGCACCCAUGGUAGCAAGUUGUGGCCUUGGUCGCUUGAAGGGCGGCGAUGUGAAGUCGGCGGCGCAGGCUGGGCCGCGUGACGAGUGGGCUCUCGGGAGUGGCGGAGGGGACAACGUAGAGGUGUACAAGCAACUUCCCCCGAUGCCCGCGGCGGGCCGUGCGGAUCCUACAGAUCUAACCCUGGUGAAGGUUCUGUACUUCUUCCGGCACAAGGCCAAUCGGCCUUUGAUGGGUGGGAACCCACCACCGCUCACGUGGUGGGUGCUCGGUUACGAGUACACUGGGGUUGCUCACGCCAACGACCGCGUCCCCGAUUCUAUCACCGGGCAUCCGACGCUGAACCUUCGAGCCCGCGGCCGUCCGGCGGUGUACCCUGUAUCUGCCAUCUAUGGGCAGGUUCAUCUCUACCACGCAUGCUCGCUGAGCGGCGAAGGUGAAACUGGCAGCUCUCACGUUUGUGGGGUAGUGACGGGCGGGGAAGGGUCGGGUCGUGGGGCUGGUGCUUGGCGCCACAGAUUCCGCCAGGCUACGCCGGGUACCACCGGGUGUGACAAGUACCUUUUGAAUGAGUGUCAUCACUCCAUCAACCAAGACACUUUCGUCUGAGAACGUCGGGCGUGUCAGAGCCGAGAGAG